CCCGCCGCCCCGCUGCCCAGCCCGACCCGGCCCGGCCCGGCUGGCACCAUGCUGCCCGCGCGCUGCGUCCCGUUGCUCACGCCCCACUUGCUACUCGCGUUGGUGCAGCUGUCCCCGGCGGGUGGCCAUCGCACGACGGGUCCCAGGUUUCUAAUAAGUGACCGGGACCCUCAGUGCAACCUCCACUGCUCCAGGACCCAACCUAAACCCAUCUGUGCCUCCGAUGGCAGGUCCUACGAGUCGAUGUGUGAGUACCAGCGAGCCAAGUGCAGAGACCCGACCCUGGGUGUGGUCCAUCGCGGCAGAUGCAAAGAUGCUGGCCAGAGCAAGUGUCGCCUGGAGCGGGCUCAAGCCCUGGAGCAGGCCAAGAAGCCUCAGGAGGCUGUGUUUGUCCCGGAGUGUGGUGAGGAUGGCUCCUUCACCCAGGUGCAAUGCCAUACUUACACGGGGUACUGCUGGUGUGUCACCCCAGAUGGAAAGCCCAUCAGUGGCUCUUCUGUGCAGAAUAAAACUCCUGUAUGUUCAGGUUCAGUCACCGACAAGCCCUUGAGCCAGGGUAACUCAGGACGGAAAGUCUCUUUUCGCUUCUUUCUAACCCUCAAUUCAGAUGAUGGUUCCAAGCCGACACCCACGAUGGAGACCCAGCCCAUGUUUGAUGGAGAUGAAAUCACAGCUCCUACCCUGUGGAUUAAGCAUUUGGUAAUCAAAGAUUCCAAGCUGAACAACACCAAUGUAAGAAAUUCAGAGAAAAUCCACUCGUGUGACCAGGAGAGGCAGAGCGCCCUGGAAGAAGCCAGGCAGAACCCCAGAGAGGGCAUUGUCAUUCCCGAGUGUGCCCCUGGGGGGCUUUAUAAGCCAGUGCAGUGCCACCAGUCCACUGGCUACUGCUGGUGUGUGCUGGUGGAUACUGGGCGCCCACUGCCUGGGACCUCCACACGAUAUGUGAUGCCCAGUUGUGAGAGUGAUGCCAGAGCAAAGAGCACGGAGGUGGAAGACCCCUUCAAGGACAGGGAGCUACCAGGCUGUCCAGAAGGGAAGAAAUUGGAAUUUAUCACCAGCCUACUGGAUGCUCUUACCACUGACAUGGUUCAGGCCAUUAACUCCGCAGCACCCACUGGAGGUGGGAGGUUCUCAGAGCCAGAUCCCAGCCACACGCUGGAGGAGCGAGUGGUGCACUGGUAUUUUGGUCAGCUGGACAGCAACAGCAGCAAUGACAUUAACAAGCGUGAGAUGAAGCCCUUUAAGCGCUACGUGAAGAAGAAAGCCAAGCCCAAGAAAUGCGCCCGGCGCUUCACCGACUACUGUGACCUGAACAAGGACAAGGUCAUCUCCCUGCCGGAGCUGAAGGGCUGCUUAGGGGUUAGCAAAGAAGGUGGUAGCCUUGGCAGCUUCCCCCAGGAAAAACGAGCAGGCACCAACCCAUUCAUAGGACGCCUUGUUUAAGGAGCAGAAAAAUCAAAGGGCUGGUGGAGAGUCCGUGGAGACAAGAGGACCAUCAGACACCUCGCCCUCAGCACUGCCGACGGCCCGGCCACAUCCCGUGUCACAGAAGUGAUGUCCACUGUGUUUGCACUUUUAAUUACUCGUCUCUGUGUGUUUUGUUUCUGGUUUCCUUUGUAAACACCGAUAUGUAAUACCACAGUGGGGAAAGGAAAGGGAAGAAAGAUUUGUUUACUCUCUCUCUCUCUCUCUCUCUCUCUCUCUCUCUCUCUCUCUCUCUCAUUGUAUGUUUUUUGGAUCUGCUACUGACAACUUUUAGGGUUUUGGGGGGGGAGGGGAGGGAGGGUGUUGUUGGAAUGGAGAAGAAAGAGAUUUAUAUACUGUAUAUAAAUAUAUAUGUAAAUUGUAUAGUUCUUUUGUACAGGCAUUGGUGUUGCGGUCUAUUUCUUUCCUUCUCCCUGCUGUGGGUUGUAGGUUUUCAGGACUCAUAAUCCAGCUUUUAGAACCUAGGACUUUAUCCUCAACCUACCUGGAUUGCAUCAGAGAUAGCACCUGGGCAUGGAUAGAUGGAAGCUUGUGAUUACAUUUCCAACGUUGUGAGGAGUGUACGGCCCUGCAAGUCAAAAUUGACUCUCAAGGGGAGUUGGACUGCGAAGAGGAGGCAGCCCAGGUCAGGUGACAGCCAACAUGGGUUCCAAUUCUGCCCCAGGCUAUGUGUUUCUGGGUACUGGACCCCACCAGAGGACUGAGGCCUGUAGGUGGGCAAGGCUUUGCGCUAGGUUAGUGUAAACAUUUCAUAUAGGCUUCGUACUGUGUGCAGGACAGAAAGGUGAAACCCAGGACAUAGGAAGAAAGAGAUGCACAGUUGGGGCUUUUGUUUAGAGGAUGUUUGGUAUUUAGCAACACAGGGAGAGGGUUAGAAGCCUGGACAGGUGAAGGUUGCUCAGCAAUCCACACAUGAGACUCCCAAGCCUCAUGUUGGGGCUAGAUGGGUUUUUACCUCCACUAGCUCUCAGUGCUGUCCUCAGCACAGGCCCGAGGGAAGAGGUGGACCAAUCAUCUUGUUGAUAACACAGGAGUUUUGUUGUUUUGUUUUCUUUCUUUCCUUUUUCUUUUCGCGCUGGCAUUGGGACUUGAACUCAGGGCUUGGGC
Dipodomys spectabilis (banner-tailed kangaroo rat) is the source of this 2592-nucleotide messenger RNA. RefSeq names its product SPARC related modular calcium binding 1 (gene Smoc1). Gene Ontology annotation, cellular component: basement membrane. Bases 49 to 1443 code for a protein of 464 amino acids. The record is from RefSeq and is a predicted model, not a curated record. The transcript has 13 exons. Gene Ontology annotation, biological process: extracellular matrix organization. Lineage: Eukaryota; Metazoa; Chordata; Mammalia; Rodentia; Heteromyidae. Gene Ontology annotation, molecular function: calcium ion binding; extracellular matrix binding; protein binding.